GGAAAGAAUAGGGCCCCUCCUCCGAUUGGCGAGGCGAGCGGGUAUAUAAUUGCCUCCUCCGUAGUCGCCGCCCUCGCUCUCUCUCUUCCUCUUCGACCUUUUGCUUCCAUUCUCUCUCUCUUCACCCCGGUCCCGCUGACCUGGCCUUGCCAAGAAACGUCCAGCGCCGCGGUAGAACCACGCAACACCUACCCUCCACCACACCACAGGCAACCUUGCGCCAAUCACCACGCUUCAAAUUGUCAUGGUCGAGACUGACUUGGUAGACCACGCCAAACAGGCUUUUGCCUGGGCCACGGCUUCGGCCACCAACUUCUUCCUUGCCCUCGCCCUCGUCUUUGCCGCUGUUCACGUCGUCCCCUUCUUGGCAAGGGCUUCACACAUCACUGUGCCUGGACCACUUCUCGCCAAGUUCUCAGACAUCUGGCUGCUCCGGCAGGCGAUGAAGGGCAAGCGCUUCGAGACUGUUCAUGAACUCCACAAGAAACAUGGCAAAUUUGUUCGCAUCGCCCCCAACCACGUCUCCAUCGCCGACCCUACCGUGCUCAACAAUGUAUAUGGUCAUGGUCAGGGAACGCUCAAGCCCGAGUACUACGAUGCAUUUGUCCCUCCCAAGCCCGCAGUUCGAGGUCUGUUCAACACCCGCGACCGCCACGAGCAUUCCCGCAAGCGUAAGAUUGUGUCGCACACCUUUGCACCCAAGAGCAUCCUUGCCUUUGAGCCUUUUAUCCGCCGAGAGGUGCAGGUGCUCCUCGAGAGGUGGGACGAAUUCUGCGCCACGGCGAAAAAGGAAAACACUCCAGGCCCUCGUGGGCUUAUGGGCCGUGCCUGGAUCGACUGCCUCGAGUGGAUGAACUACUUUGCCUUUGACACGAUUGGCGACCUUGCCUUUGGCACCACAUUUGGCAUGUUGGAAAAGGGCUACGAUGAGGCAAAGGUCGAGUUUGAGGAUGACAACGGCAACAAGACAUCGACGACUUGCUCGGCUAUCAAGAUCAUCAACGAACGCGGAGAGUACUCGGCCACGUUGGGCCUGGCGCCCGUCUGGAUCCGACCGUAUCUCGCCAUGCUUCCUUGGUUCAGCCAAAGGCUAGCAUCGGUCAAGAAGCUCUCUGGUAUCGCACUUGCUCGCGUCAACGACCGUCUUGAGAAUGGAUCCGAGAGGGACGACCUGCUGGCCAAGCUGCAAUCGGCCAAAGACGACCGUGGCGAGAACAUGGGCAAGAUGGAACUCACUGCUGAGGCCCUCACCCAGCUCAUUGCGGGUAGCGACACGACAUCGAACUCGAGCUGCGCCAUCAUCUACCAUCUCUGCACGCACCCACGCGCCAUGAAGAAGCUCCAGGUGGAGCUGGACCGUGAGCUCAAGCACUCGGAAGAGGUUCCCCUCCACGACGAUGUGCAGGAACUGCCCUACCUCCAAGCCGUCCUCUCGGAGUCGCUGCGCUUCCACUCGACGUCGUCCCUCGGCCUGCCUCGCUCGGUCCCAGCAGGUGGCUUUACCCUCGCUGGCAAAUUCUUCCCCGAGGGCUCCGUCGUCUCCGUGCCCGCCUACACGAUCCACCGCGACAAGUCCGUCUUUGGCGCCGACGCCGACGAGUACAACCCAGACCGAUGGCUCGCCCAGGGCGCCCGCCAAAAGUUUGAAAAGGCCUUUGUCCCCUUCAGCGUCGGACCGCGGGCGUGCGUGGGCAGAAACGUGGCCAUGCAGGAGCUCUCGCUGCUGAUUGCGGCCCUGAUUAGGCGGUACGACAUUGAGCUCAAGUACCCCGACGAGAAGCUCGACACCGUCGAGGGCUUCCUGCGCAAGCCGACGGUGUGCUGGGUUGGCAUCAAGCGGAGGGAGUGACGUCGUUGUUUGUGGUUGUACUCGUAGUUCUUGCUGAAGCAAUACUAUCCAAGUAGUUAGGGAGCUGAGAGUGAAGCGCGUGACACAUGGGAGUCUUCGGGACAGUGAAGGGGAUAGUUGGACCGGGCC
Acaromyces ingoldii is the source of this 1978-nucleotide messenger RNA. RefSeq names its product putative benzoate 4-monooxygenase cytochrome P450. Bases 245 to 1849 code for a protein of 534 amino acids. NCBI's taxonomy places the organism in Eukaryota, Fungi, Basidiomycota, Exobasidiomycetes, Exobasidiales, Cryptobasidiaceae. Gene Ontology annotation, molecular function: iron ion binding; heme binding; oxidoreductase activity, acting on paired donors, with incorporation or reduction of molecular oxygen. The transcript is spliced from 6 exons. The record is from RefSeq and is a predicted model, not a curated record.